AUGUCGCUAACGUCGUCGAUAGCCUCCGGUUUAUCCUCGCCACCCACGGAAGGCAAAAGACCACAGUCCAGGGGAAAGGAAAAGGCGCUCUCCUUUUUGAAGUUUGGCAAACGGAGUCCCAAAUCGCCUCCAACCAAGGACGCCAGUUGGGACAGCGCCGUACCUCCGUUACCGUCGAACGGCGACGAUGGGAUCUCCACGCCGUUCAAUUUCCAGCACAACAUUCACGUUAACGAAGGACUCGUUGGCCUCCCUCCAACUUGGUCAGCAGCGCUGUCGCAAGCAGGGUUUUCUGACGAGGAAAUAAUCGCCAUCCACAACCGUCGCGCAGCAGGUUCGCGAUCCCCGAAUUCCCAAUAUGUGCUGAACGCUCGUCCACCUUCUCCCCGUAUACCCCACCCGUAUCAGCAGAGUGCCUCCAAUGUCCCGAUCAUUGCGCAGCCUGGCCCAAGAACGACGUCUUUGCCCAGACAGGUCUCGGACGCAUCGCUGAGGAGCACUUCGACGCGCCAGCGGCACCCGAUACCCUUUGGUAGCCCUGCGUCCGCGUCAACAGCGUCGUUACAUUCCAGCAAUGCCGGAAGUAUCAGCAACAUCAAAGCGGUUCGACAAGGUGCUUCUCAAGACCACUCUAGUCGGAACCACACUCCGCAACUAUCAAUUUCUUAUUCGUCCGACUCCAAUCACAGCGGUGUCAGUGGUGAAGAUGUCUAUCAGCAGUCGAGGAAUGGCAAUUUCCCAAAGGACGUGUCAACACCUCCCGGUAAACCUGCACACGCUGCCAACCCUUCGAUCGCUCAGUCAUUCAUGUCUCAAGCUUCAUCACUUCUGAAUGGUCACAGUCACAAUCGUAACGAAUCAAACGCCUCUUCGACAUCCAAGCGCCUGUUCGGGAGCCAACCUUCCCUAUGGUCUUCGCCGUCGUCAUCUUCAACUGCAAGUCGACCACAAACAGCUGCCAAUACGUCUACUUCUAGCAACCAUUCAAAUGCGGCGGUUACUCAACCGACCGACAACAACGCCAGUCCGGAAGCGAGCCCUCCUCAACCGAAACGCACAAACGCGUUACCUCCAAGACUAUCCUUACAUCAAGCAAGCGGAAGUGGGGAUCUUUCGGCAUGGGCGGGCAUGCUGCUUUCUGGACUAUCAUCCGACCUUGAUGACAAGCUGACCUUGGGCCCUUCACCCCUGGGCCCAACACCACUGACACCCCAGUCAGCGCCUGCUAGUGCUGCAACUCAAGGGCCUUCCUCGUUUACAGUUUCAAACCGACCCACGCAUACCUCCCAUUCGCGUUCCCUAGGCGGCGAAAGUUCAAAAGCGAGACCUGAACCAUUGUCAGAGUUGGAGGAACCUAUUGAUAAUGAUGCUCAGUAUGCCAAUCUUUCUCCGCCAUGGACUGGAGACGCUGGUAGUAGCUCCCCACUGUGGUCAGAAAUCGAAGGCAUUCUGAGCCAAGGGCGGUCGCCCACGGCCAGUGAAGAUCGCCACGAACCUGGCCCUUAUUCUGCAGCCCUUGCCGAAACCUUCUCUCCGACACUGCCCUUCUCUCCCGAGGAAGAUCGGAUGGCACAGGAGCGUAGGCUGAGGAACGAGGCGUCGAGGGAGCGAUUGGAGCGGGAGGAGGACUUGAACCGCCUGAGCGUCAACACUGCUCGGCCUAACCGAGAUUCAAGUCGAAGCAUCCCUCCAACGCCCAUCGUCCCUCCUCCAAGGCAGCUACCCAAUCGCCCAGCUCCUAUCGAUGCUGGUCAUUCACCAUCUCCUCCGAACUCUUCAUUCGACAGCGAAGAAAGCUCUGCAUCAAGUUCCCAAUCGCAGGAUCGUUACCCUACACCGACGACGGCCAACUCAACGUCUUCUCCCCUCCGUUACUACCUGGAACCUUCACCAUCUCCUUCGCAAGCAUCGUUCUCGCCGGUAGUAGCACGCCACAAGGAGUAUCCUAACGUCCCACCGGCGUAUGACAUCGACGAAGAUCUCGACGAGGACGACGAGGAGGGAACCAACCUCAUUAUUCCGCACCAAAUCAUCACCGCCCCAUCUCCUCAGGCCAACCGACCGACAAUCGUCAUCGAGAACGUCUCACCGGGCGGAGCGCUCUCCACAGCUCUUCCCACCGGCACACCAGCCUCUCCCUUCCAACGCUACCGAGGUUGGCUAUCCGAAGUCGUCCAACCACUAGAAGAAUACAUCGACGAAGGCGUCGAUCCUCGGGACCAUUACCUAGACCUGAAAGAAAUCGCAGAAGGCGAAAGCGGCUCCGUCUUCUCUGCCCGACUUAUCCAGAAAGACGCAGACAAACUCCGGCUACCUGCGCACGUCAAGGCUCAGGACGCAGACGACUUUGCCAACAACCGGGAAGUGUUAGUGGCUAUCAAGAGUGUGGCGAUUGUGCCCUCAGGGUCGCCCAAACUCAAGGACCUACAGCACGAGCUUGGUCUCAUGAAGGGGUUGCACCACGAAAACGUCAUCGGUCUAGAUUCUCUCUAUGUCGAUUUCUUAGAAGAUACCCUGUGGAUAAGGAUGGAACUAAUGGAAAGGAGUCUGGCGGAUAUUAUUGGUCUUGUGGAUGCUGGGUUGAUGCUGCCGGAUCGGAUGAUGGCCAGGUUUGCCAGUGAUAUCUUGAGCGGCCUCGAUUAUCUACAACGACAUCACAUUGCCCAUCGCGACGUGCGAUCGGAUAACUUGCUGAUAAACAAGCAUGGGGUUCUGAAACUAACCGACUUUGCGAAUGCUGUGCAAGUGUCUGCUCAAAAUCCAAUGCGGACAGAGCCGGCUGGUGUGCUGUACUGGCAGGCUCCAGAAGUAAGAAGCCCACCGUACAAUGCUAUGAAGGUCGAUGUUUGGUCUCUGGGGGCCACCGUCUGGGAGAUGGCCGAAACGCAACCACCUUUUGCCGACACUAACGAGUUUGGAGAUCGCUGGCCACCACUCUCUAGACCCCAGCUGGUCUCACCCGCUUUCCACGAGUUCCUCCGGCUCUGCUCUGAACCUGCUGCAAGUCGUCCUACGGCUGGGGAGCUCUUGAAGACACCUUUCGUCAAGAACGCUUGCGGACGAGCGGUCAUCGUCCAACUUUUGUCUCAGUGCAUAGCCAUCGAGUCUGCUUUCGAGUAA
Messenger RNA from Coprinopsis cinerea okayama7#130, 3120 nucleotides. Its product is annotated as STE/STE20/PAKA protein kinase. The transcript is spliced from 8 exons. Gene Ontology annotation, molecular function: protein tyrosine kinase activity; ATP binding. NCBI's taxonomy places the organism in Eukaryota, Fungi, Basidiomycota, Agaricomycetes, Agaricales, Psathyrellaceae. The record is from RefSeq and is a predicted model, not a curated record. The coding region runs from base 1 to 3120 and encodes 1039 amino acids. Gene Ontology annotation, biological process: protein phosphorylation.